This is a messenger RNA of Trichoderma virens Gv29-8, 1041 nucleotides long. RefSeq lists its product as uncharacterized. The record is from RefSeq and is a predicted model, not a curated record. Gene Ontology annotation, molecular function: RNA binding; structural constituent of ribosome. The transcript has 4 exons. Gene Ontology annotation, cellular component: ribosome; cytosolic large ribosomal subunit. NCBI's taxonomy places the organism in Eukaryota, Fungi, Ascomycota, Sordariomycetes, Hypocreales, Hypocreaceae. Bases 75 to 686 code for a protein of 203 amino acids. Gene Ontology annotation, biological process: cytoplasmic translation.
AAUUUUGACAUCCUCUUGAUCAACCACCUUCAACUAACCCUCGGCAGGAAAUUUUCUGACCUCAAGCCGCCAAAAUGGGUGCCCUCAAGUAUGUCGAAGAGCUCCAGAAGAAGAAGCAGUCCGACCUGGUCCGCUUCCUUCUCCGCGUGCGCUGCUGGGAAUACCGUCAAUUGAACGUUAUCCACCGCGCCUCCCGCCCUUCGCGCCCCGACAAGGCCCGCCGUCUCGGCUACAAGGCCAAGCAGGGCUACGUUAUCUACCGCGUGCGUGUCCGCCGUGGUGGCCGCAAGCGCCCUGCCCCCAAGGGUGCCACCUAUGGCAAGCCCACCAACCAGGGUAUCAACCAGCUCAAGUACCAGCGCUCCCUCAAGGCCACCGCCGAGGAGCGUGUCGGCCGCCGCUGCGCCAACUUGCGCGUCCUCAACUCGUACUGGGUCAACCAAGACUCCACCUACAAGUACUACGAGGUCAUCCUGGUCGACCCCAGCCACAAGGCCAUCCGCAUCGACCCCCGCAUCAACUGGAUCGUCAACCCCGUCCACAAGCACCGCGAGGCCCGCGGCCUCACUGCUACCGGCAAGCGCUCCCGUGGUCUCAACAAGGGCCACCGCUACAACAAGACCACUGCCGGCCGCAGAAAGACCUGGAAGAGACACAACACCCUGUCCCUGUGGCGCUACAGGUAAACGCUCUCUGCUGGAAAGCGGAAGCGUUGACGGCAGCAGCCGCCGAGGAGGCGUCGUGGCGGUGUUCCUGGAUGUCCUUCUGGGGGUGUUUCGCGCGAGUCCUUUGGUGUCUUCUUUAUUUGCAGCAUUCACUUCUCGUUCGGAGCUUUGCUCGCAGAAAAGGAUCGGCGUGUCUUGAAGACGGAAAGGGGGAGGGGAGUGUGAUGAAGAAAAAAAAAAGGCCCAAGAGAUGCUUCUUUGGUAGUUUUUAAAAUGGAAAUGGCAUGACACUUUCCGAUAAUAACUCGGAACUGCGAUGAUAUCUCUUUAUUUUCUUUUUCCUUAUGUAGAAAACAAUUGUGACACUUGAGCGUUC